GCACUGCAGCGAUCCCGGCUCCGCCCUCCUCUUGCAGACAGACAGGGACCAGCCAGCGUCACGUGGGGCUCCUGACAUCCCCCCUUUUCCCCCCUCCCAUCUUUCUCCCUGGUCUCCUCCCUGAAAGAGAGAGAAGCCGGAGCCUGACGGUGCCGAAAAGGCAACGGAUGGCCCUGGCCCCCUCCUCCUGCCUCUCCUCCUCCUCCUUUUUCUCCUUCCUCCCUUCCCUGCCUCCUUCCCAGCCCCGCUUUGGCCAAGGCAGAUCUCCUCCCGAGCUGGGCUUGGAGGCGACCAGGAGGAGCAAGCGAGGCCAAAAAAAAAAGCAAGCCGUGCAGAUCUUUUUUAUUUUGAAAAAGAACACAGUUGGGGAAAAAACCCUCCAACAAUCAAAUGCUGCAAUCUUCUUAGUUUUGGCCUUACAGUAGGAAAACAAAACUGGAGCUGUGAAGCUUUGCAUAGCAAGUAGCUUCUGAGUUGUCUGACAGCAGCUUCUGGAUUUCAGCCCCGUCAAGAAAGAAGAGGAAGAAAAAUAUCCUGGUCUGCUUUAUGGCAGGCAGUCCAUGGUUCCUUGAAAGGUUUGGCUUGGGGAAGAUUGGAUUGGAAUUUGACAAUCGCUGUCUGCAGUGAGAAGUGAGUAGAAAACGAAAAACCUGGGGAAAUAACUCUUGGACAACAUGACUUCUACAUGCACUUGGAUACUUAUUCCUCUUUGUAUGCUGGGAUAUUGAGCACAUCUUUCUGGAUUUUUGGAUCCUUGGAAAAGACAUUCUGGGUACAUUGUGGGCUUUCCCACAUCUGUGUAUUUUCCACCCAUCUCCAUCUUUUGUUUCCAGUUUGGCAAGAUGGGCUUUUAAUGGUAUAUUCUGCUGAAUCACUGUUAGACACCAGGCUGAGAAGCCAAGCAGAUGACUGAAUAACAUCUCUUGUGCCUUUUAUUUUCUAAAGACUCUUUACAGCUCAAGCAAAGGUGCAUAUCUCUGGGUGCUUGAAAUAUUUGUUUUCUUCCUUCCUUUCUUUCUCUUUGAGAGAAGAAGAUAUUUCCAUUGCAGGUGGACACAGGUGAGCUGUUCCUACUGGGGGGGUGGGGCAACUACGCCAGUCCUCCAUAGCACACCAGGAAAAUAAGAGUAAACCAUCUAGUCUGAGUGGUUCCUGGAAAGAUUUUACCCUGUCUGCUUCAACCCCCCCACCACCACUCCCCCCUCCUCUCCCCCCUCUCCCCCACCCCACCCCACGGAGAAUGGGGCCUGUGCUUCUCAGGCGUGGAGGUUGCCUCCUGCUUUGGAUGGCACUGCUCCUGGGAUGCUGGGCUGAGCUUGGCAGUGGCCUAGAGUUCCCAGGGGCAGAGGGCCAGUGGACUCGCUUCCCUAAAUGGAAUGCCUGCUGUGAGAGUGAAAUGAGCUUCAACAUGAAGACCCGCAGUUCCAGCGGCCUGGUCCUUUACUUCGACGACGAGGGCUUCUGUGACUUCUUGGAGUUAAUUCUGACUCAAGGUGGGCGCCUCCAGCUGAGCUUUUCCAUCUUCUGUGCUGAGCCUGCCAUCUUGCUCUCUGACAUGGCCGUCAAUGACAACCUGUGGCACACCGUAGUGAUCCGCCGCAAUUUUAAGAACACAACGCUAUUAAUUGACCAGGCUGAGGCGAAGUGGGUAGAGGUCAAAUCCAAGCGGCGGGACAUGACGGUCUUUAGUGGCCUCUUUCUAGGAGGGUUGCCUCCUGAGCUGCGCUCGCCUACCCUAAAAGUAACACUCUCCUCGGUGAAAGAUCGGGAACCCUUCAAGGGAUGGAUAACAGAUGUAAGGGUCAAUUAUACACAGUCCUCGCCUGUGGAGAGUCAAGAAGUGCGCCUGGAUGAUGAACAGAGUCACCUGUGUGCCAGGGAUGAUGUUUGUCUCAAUGGUGGCGUCUGUUCUGUGCUCAAUGACCAGGCGGUGUGUGACUGCUCUCAAACUGGCUUCCGUGGGAAGGACUGCAGUGAAGAAGACAACUAUGUGGAAGGUCUGGCGCACUUGAUGAUGGGCGACCAAGGUAAAAGUAAAGAAAUUGCUGCUCUUUUUGCAAAAGCCGAAUCCCGAUCCUAUCCAGGAAAAGAAGAAUACAUCGCAACAUUCAAGGGGUCAGAGUAUUUCUGCUAUGACUUGUCCCAGAAUCCUAUCCAGAGCAGCAGCGAUGAAAUAACUCUGUCCUUUAAAACUCUUCAGAGGAAUGGACUAAUGCUUCACACCGGGAAAUCAGCGGAUUAUGUCAACCUCGCCCUGAAAAACGGAGCUGUCUCCUUGGUUAUUAAUUUGGGCUCAGGGGCCUUUGAAGCACUGGUGGAACCUGUGAAUGGGAAAUUUAAUGACAAUGCCUGGCAUGAUGUGAAAGUAACCAGGAAUCUGCGUCAGCACUCAGGCAUUGGACACGCUAUGGUAAACAAACUACAUUGUUCGGUGACAAUAUCAGUGGAUGGAAUUCUGACCACGACGGGCUACACACAAGAAGACUACACCAUGUUGGGCUCCGAUGACUUUUUCUAUGUUGGAGGCAGUCCUAGCACGGCAGACUUGCCAGGGUCACCAGUCAGUAACAACUUUAUGGGCUGUCUCAAAGAGGUUGUGUAUAAGAACAAUGAUGUAAGGCUGGAAUUGUCCCGGCUUGCCAAACAAGGCGAUCCUAAGAUGAAGAUCCACGGUGUGGUAGCAUUUAAGUGUGAAAAUGUGGCAACUUUGGAUCCAAUCACUUUUGAAACACCAGAAUCUUUCAUCUCUUUACCAAAGUGGAAUGCCAAGAAAACCGGCUCAAUAUCUUUCGACUUCCGCACUACUGAGCCAAAUGGCCUGAUACUUUUCAGCCACGGUAAACCACGUCAUCAGAAAGAUGCCAAACACCCGCAGAUGGUGAAAGUUGAUUUCUUUGCUAUUGAGAUGCUUGAUGGCCACCUCUAUCUGCUGCUGGACAUGGGAUCUGGUACAAUUAAAAUCAAAGCUUUACAGAAGAAAGUGAAUGAUGGGGAAUGGUACCACGUCGAUUUUCAAAGAGAUGGACGAUCAGGUACCAUUUCCAUCAACACAAUGCGAACACCUUAUACAGCACCCGGAGAGAGUGAGAUCUUGGACCUAGAUGAUGACUUGUACCUUGGAGGUUUGCCAGAAAAUAAAGCCGGUCUGAUCUUUCCAACAGAGGUCUGGACAGCACUUCUCAAUUAUGGCUAUGUGGGCUGCAUCCGGGACCUAUUUAUUGAUGGUCAAAGCAAAGAUAUUCGCCAAAUGGCAGAAAUCCAGAGCACUUCUGGAGUGAAACCUUCAUGUUCAAGAGAAACAGCAAAACCAUGCUUGAGCAAUCCAUGUAAAAACAAUGGUGUGUGCAGGGAUGGCUGGAACAGAUAUGUCUGCGAUUGUUCUGGUACAGGCUACUUGGGCAGAUCCUGUGAGAGAGAGGCAACCGUUUUAAGCUAUGAUGGAAGCAUGUUUAUGAAAAUACAGCUCCCUGUGGUGAUGCAUACAGAGGCAGAAGAUGUGUCCUUACGGUUCAGAUCUCAGCGAGCUUAUGGCAUUUUAAUGGCCACAACAUCGAGGGAAUCUGCUGACACACUCCGUUUAGAGCUGGAUGCAGGACGUGUUAAGCUAACAGUCAACCUAGACUGUAUCAGGAUUAACUGUAAUUCCAGCAAAGGUCCAGAAACCCUUUUUGCUGGCUAUAACCUCAAUGACAAUGAAUGGCACACAGUGCGUGUGGUUCGAAGAGGAAAAAGUUUAAAAUUAAUGGUGGAUGACCAACAAGCCAUGACAGGUCAAAUGGCUGGGGAUCAUACAAGACUGGAAUUCCACAACAUAGAGACAGGAAUCAUAACAGAACGCCGCUAUCUGUCCUCAGUCCCUUCCAACUUCAUUGGUCAUCUGCAAAGUCUCACUUUUAAUGGCAUGGCAUACAUUGACUUGUGCAAAAAUGGGGAUAUUGAUUACUGUGAGCUAAAUGCUCGGUUUGGCUUCAGGAACAUCAUCGCUGAUCCAGUCACCUUUAAGACCAAAGCCAGCUAUGUUGCCCUUGCCACAUUGCAAGCUUAUACUUCUAUGCACCUGUUUUUCCAGUUCAAAACGACAUCAUUGGAUGGGUUAAUACUCUACAACAGCGGGGAUGGGAAUGACUUUAUCGUGGUUGAGUUAGUCAAAGGGUAUUUACACUACGUGUUUGAUCUGGGAAAUGGUGCAAAUCUUAUUAAGGGCAGUUCCAAUAAGCCCCUGAAUGACAACCAGUGGCAUAAUGUGAUGAUAUCGCGGGACACCAAUAACCUCCAUACAGUGAAGAUUGACACAAAAAUCACCACACAGAGCACAGCGGGAGCAAGAAACCUUGAUCUCAAAAGUGACUUGUAUAUUGGAGGAGUUGCAAAGGAGACCUACAAAUCCUUGCCCAAAUUGGUCCAUGCCAAGGAAGGCUUUCAAGGCUGCCUUGCCUCAGUGGAUCUGAAUGGACGUCUCCCAGAUUUGAUCUCAGAUGCUCUGUUUUGCAAUGGGCAGAUAGAACGAGGAUGUGAAGGUCCCAGCACAACAUGCCAAGAGGACUCAUGUGCAAACCAAGGAGUCUGCUUACAGCAAUGGGAUGGAUUCAGCUGUGACUGUAGCAUGACCUCUUUCAGUGGAACACUGUGCAAUGACCCGGGAACAACAUAUAUAUUUAGCAAAGGUGGUGGACAGAUUACAUAUACCUGGCCUCCCAACGAUCGGCCCAGCACGCGAGCAGAUAGACUGGCAAUAGGGUUUAGCACAGUUCAGAAAGAAGCUGUCUUGGUGCGAGUGGAUAGCUCUACUGGGCUUGGCGAUUAUUUAGAGCUGCACAUCCACCAAGGAAAAAUUGGAGUUAAAUUUAAUGUUGGGACAGAUGAUAUUGCUAUUGAAGAGGUCAACGCAAUCAUUAAUGAUGGGAAAUACCACGUAGUACGUUUUACAAGAAGUGGUGGUAAUGCCACCUUACAGGUGGACAACUGGCCAGUUAUAGAACGCUAUCCAGCAGGAAACAAUGAUAACGAGCGCCUGGCGAUUGCUAGACAGCGAAUUCCAUAUCGGCUUGGUCGAGUAGUUGAUGAAUGGCUACUCGACAAAGGGCGUCAGCUCACAAUCUUCAAUAGCCAAGCGACGAUAAAAAUUGGAGGCAAGGAGCGGGGUCAUCCAUUUCAGGGCCAGCUUUCCGGACUGUACUACAAUGGCUUGAAAGUCCUGAACAUGGCUGCCGAGAACGACGCCAACAUAGUGAUAGAAGGGAAUGUGAGACUUGUUGGUGAAGUGCCUUCCUCUAUGACAACUGAGUCAACUGCCACUGCAAUGCAGUCUGAGAUGUCCACGUCGGUAAUGGAAACCACUACCACUCUGGCAACAAGUACAGCUAGAAGAGGAAAGCCACCAACGAAAGAACCCAUUGGUCAGACCACAGAUGACAUCCUGGUGGCCUCAGCUGAAUGCCCCAGUGACGAUGAGGACAUUGAUCCCUGUGAGCCGAGCUCAGGUGGGUUAGCAAGUCCAACUAAGCCUGGACGAGGAGGAUACCCAAGUUCAGAUGAAGUGGUUCGGGAAUCCAGCAGCACGACUGGCAUGGUAGUUGGGAUUGUGGCUGCGGCUGCUCUGUGCAUCCUCAUCCUCCUCUAUGCCAUGUACAAGUACAGGAAUCGGGAUGAAGGCUCCUACCAUGUUGAUGAGAGUCGAAACUACAUCAGUAACUCAGCACAGUCCAACGGGGCUGUGAUUAAGGAAAAGCAACCCAACAGCUCGAAAAGCUCCAACAAAAAUAAGAAAAACAAGGAUAAGGAGUACUACGUCUGAUCCCGACAGCUGAAAAAAGAACAAUUGUAUAGAAAUAGUCUUCAUUUUAUCUGAGACAUAAAACAAAACUUAUUUACUUUACUUUUUAUGAAGCACAUGCAAUGUUUAAAAAAUGGGAGAAAAAGAACACAGGGAAUGCAAUCGGAAAGGAAAAGACUUUUUUUUAACAAAAAAAACAAGGAAAGAGAAAAAAUGAAAUAAGCAUUUCAUACUCUUGUUUCACUGAAACUGGAGUCAAUAAAUCCCCUUACAUCCACAGUGUUUUCAUUUACUCUGCCGUCUUUAUGUUGCUGGAAUGUUUCUGAAGAUGAUGAUGGUAACUACUGCACACUCAUAAGGCAAAGAGUAUUACUACUAAAACAUCACCCAGCACUACACAAAAAUGCAACCAACUGAAACAAAACAAAUGAAAUCUCUCGCUCUCUCUCUCUUACACACACACACACACACACACACACACAGACAUACACACAGAGAAACUACCUAUGAAUCUGGAUUUAGCCAAAGUGCUAGCGCAUUCCUGAGGAGUAAGUUAGUCUUAUUACCUGAGAAGACUUUGCCGUUCUAUACAAGUGCUCAACAAGCAAACCUGAGUUUGUCACCCUGUGCAUUGCAACAACAAUUGGAGCUUGAGUUUGAAGUGAAGUGCUGGCCUUUCUGAAUAAACCAUGCAAGAAGAAGAAGGAGAAGGAGAAAUUCAAAGAAAAAAAAGCCCCUUUCUGGUUGUGAGGAAAACAGUAUAGCGGCCUUAUUUUCAAAAUAAUAAUAAUAACAAUAAACAAAUGAAGUGAAAUAUAAGGCUUAUUUUCACACACCACCAACAAACAAACCUGAGGGCAUAGAUGCAAUCAUUGGGGAAAAACGUUCAUGCACGCUUAAUAUGUUAUUACAUAUGUUUAUAUUAAAAAAAAACACAUCUAUAUGUGCUUUCUGGACUGUGAUAAGUGAUGUUUUCUAGCCUGUUGUAUAGACAAUGCAAACUAUAUCUGCUCUUCAACCAUUUUUGGUAAACUCAAUGUUCUAAGUGUUGCUAGGUAUAGACCGUUUUACGACAUCUGGAGCAACCAACAUUUCUGUUUACUUUGGCACCCAUGAGAAACUGCCACCGUUUUUCUUCCCCUCCUGAUUCGUUCUUUCUUCUUCUUCCUUUUUCUUUAAAAAAGAAUCUUGAGUUGAAUUUGGUUUUAAUUUACAGUAUAGUGAACAUACCAAGAAGGAUGUGUAUGAAUGUAUAUAAGAGUCAGCUAAUUUUCUUCUUAACCUGUACAGCCUCUCUCUCUCUUCUUUUGCAGUUCAGUUUUAGUAGUUUGUAUGAAAGAAGUGGACUUAGAAAGCAAAUAUAUAUAUAGAUAUAAACACCAUAUUUUUCUUCUUCAGUUUACUCAUGCACUCCCAGGAUACAUCACCAAAACCAAUCAAAAUCACAUGAUUUCUCUCCCCCGCCCCAUGCACACACUAAACUUGACACAAACGUGGUGAUUUAAAUUACUUUUGCCCUCCAGAUUGGAUAUAUCAUUGGCCAGUAUGGUUGAUCACACCCCUGAAAUGUGACAGAAACGUCAAAUUUAAUGGUCCCCAAAUCUUUAUUAUUGCUACACUUAAUUGGAAAAGAAUUCAGAAGUAUGCCCUUUAAAUUGUUCUAGCUCUUCUCACUAAAACUUCUUUCAGUUAUGUAAAGCAGAGACACCAUUUAUAAACUGAAUGCAAAACAAGAUUCUAGUUUGCAUAUUUUGGUUGAAAAAGUACCUUUUUUCUCCUUUCAGUGGUUCUUUUUUCCAAAAAAAAAAAAAAAAGUACUGUAUUAUUUCCUAGAAUUCUUCUAGGUUUAAAUGGAAUUUCUUCUUCUAAGUUAAGGUAGUCAGUUUGGCAAUGAACCAGUAUCUUUGCAAAGAUAUAAACAUCAAAUGCAUUUUUGAUUUAAAAACAUGUUACAAAUUUGCACUUUUGUUUUGUUCUUUUAAAAAAGAUGACUCCAUUGGGUUCCCAACAAUAAGCCAUUGUGUAACGUCCCACUAAGUGAGAGAGAUGUGAGAGGAAUAUGUUGCACCGAAAGUAGCUAGUUCAGUAGAGAAUCAUCCAUAUUGUGCAAGGCCUCCUGGGAUGUGUGGAAUUGUUUAUACUUUACAGACAGAAAGAAGGAAUUUAAAAUUAGCUUUAACCAGCAGGGCACUGUAUUGUCUUGUUUGCUGUUCACUGCCACUGGGGCAAAAAAAAAGUGGGGGGAAUUGAAGGAUCUCUGAAUCUUCAACACAGCAAUACUUUAGAGACAGAUGUAAAACUGCCUUGGUGUUGCCAUCUUUGGAAGCUGCCAAAUGGUUUGAUCAUACUGUACGUGCUGAAUGCUUUGGAGAUUGGGUCUGUGGGGCAAUGCUUGCAAAUAUGUGAAGGCUACAUAACACUCAAGAUAACCUACUGAAAUUUCCCCAGCCAUCCCUUCAGUUACCACCUUUAUAAUUUACCUUUGCCAAGUGAAGGACAGUAAAUGGGUGCAGCCAUGAACCAUGAAGCAGGCACUGGCAUUGAUACCCAAGAUAAAAUAAGCCAGUGAUGAGAAAUGAAUUUUCGCAAUGAUAAGGCCACGUGGAAGGGGCUACAAAUACAUUUAUCAUUCUCCAAGCUGAUGGCAAGGUUCUUUUGCAUUGUCUUAUAUUGACAUUAACAUGAUUACUUUUAAGGAAUAAGUGAUGGAAUUGCCCUUUCUAGUAAAGGUAAUCUGAAGCUAUUUUCUCGGGAGUUACUCCUGUUCUUCCUUGUUGAUUUUGUGAUUUAAUAACAAACAAAGUGUUUGCAUUUAUCAAAUGUUGCAGUAGCGAUAUUAAAACACUUUUUUCUCUCUCUCUUUUCAAAAUACAUAACAAACACCUUAAUCCCAUCUCUAUAGUAAUCUAAUUGUUGACUAAAUCUGCAAUCCUAUGCUCACUUAACAGAGAGCAAGUCCCAUUCAUGUCUAUGGGUCUUCUUCUGAGUAAAACAUGGUUAGGAUUGUGCUGUGAUGAGAUGGCUAUGGGUUGUUUUUUUUCUUACUGUAUUGUGUUGCCUUUUUUUAACAAUACACUAAAAUAAUGUGUGAAAUAAUUCAUUCCCAAGAUAUCAGAAAAGAGGUCAGAAGCCCUUAACCUUAUAGUGCUUUCUGUGAUAGAUAUUUACAAUUUUUUUUAUUUGUUGCAAGGCCAAUUUAUCCAUUAUUGGAAAUGCUAAGCAAGUGGAAUUUACCGUUUUGUUAAUAAAAUGUUUCUUAAUACA
This is a messenger RNA of Sceloporus undulatus (fence lizard), 9037 nucleotides long. RefSeq names its product neurexin 1 (gene NRXN1). NCBI's taxonomy places the organism in Eukaryota, Metazoa, Chordata, Lepidosauria, Squamata, Phrynosomatidae. Bases 1241 to 5794 code for a protein of 1517 amino acids. The record is from RefSeq and is a predicted model, not a curated record. The transcript is spliced from 24 exons.